AUGGCGAAUUACCUCGCCUCCAUCUUCGGAACCGAGCAAGACAAGGUCAACUGCUCUUUCUACUACAAGAUCGGCGCGUGCCGUCACGGCGACCGCUGCUCGCGCAAGCACGUCAAGCCGUCGUACAGCCAGACGAUUCUCCUGCCCAACCUGUACCAGAACCCGGCCUACGACCCCAAGAACAAGAUGAACCCGCAGCAGAUGCAGAUGCACUUUGACGCCUUUUACGAGGACAUUUGGUGCGAGCUGUGCCAGUACGGCCUGGUCGAGGAGCUGGUUGUGUGCGACAACAACAACGACCAUCUGAUUGGCAACGUCUACGUGCGCUUCAAGUACGAAGAAGACGCGCAAAAAGCCUGCGACGCACUGAACUCGCGCUGGUACGCCGGCCGCCCCAUCUAUUGCGAGCUAUCCCCCGUGACCGACUUCCGGGAAGCGUGCUGUAGGCUAAAUAGCGGAGAGGGCUGUGUGCGCGGUGGCUUCUGCAACUUCAUACAUAGGAAGGAACCCACCGCCGAGCUGGACCGCGAGCUGGACAUGUGCACGAGGAAGUGGCUGCAAGAGAGAGGACGCGACGCGAGGAGUAUGAGCAAGAGUCCCACGCCGCCUGCGAAGAGGUUUUAG
This is a messenger RNA of Ascochyta rabiei, 624 nucleotides long. RefSeq lists its product as uncharacterized. Gene Ontology annotation, molecular function: pre-mRNA 3'-splice site binding; metal ion binding. Gene Ontology annotation, cellular component: U2AF complex; spliceosomal complex. Gene Ontology annotation, biological process: mRNA splicing, via spliceosome. NCBI's taxonomy places the organism in Eukaryota, Fungi, Ascomycota, Dothideomycetes, Pleosporales, Didymellaceae. The coding region runs from base 1 to 624 and encodes 207 amino acids. The record is from RefSeq and is a predicted model, not a curated record. The transcript has 2 exons.